AUGAACGUAAAAAAGACAAGCCUCGCUGUUGUGAUGCCAUCUCCAUGCCUUCACCAGCAUCGGCCUUUCCUCUCCUCCUCCCUGCUUUGCAUCUUUGGAGUGCUCAUCCUCGUGGUGCUCACUGGACGUGCUCUCACUGCUGAGACUGCCAAGGGCUUUGGAGUGCUCAUCCUCGUGGUGCUCACUGGACGUGCUCUCACUGCUGAGGCUGAAGCGGGGAGCAUGCACAUCCUACCUUGGCAUGGACGCCCCAGAGGACGCGCUGCUGCGCCUCUCUCACCUCGAAACUACUCCUCUCCCGGUCCCUCUCUUCAGGUGGACGAGUGUUUGUCGCGGGGGGACGUGGCGGGCCUCAAGAUCGCCGCCAGCAUGGACACCCCAGAUGACGUGCUGCUACGAAUCUCUCACCUCGCACUCACCUGCACGGUGGCUCGCACGGCAAGCCGACCAACCAUGGGAGGCGUUGCCAAUGAGCUGCAGGCGGUUAGGAACGAAGUGGGGGGGAAGGAGGAGGUGCGCGCAGCGGUGAAGGUGGAUGAGGAAGAUGAGGAGAGGAACAAUGUAGUUAAGAAACAGUCAAGCCUAACGGAAGAAUUGAACCUCAUUGGCUUUCGGGCGUGA
This is a messenger RNA of Closterium sp. Naga37s-1, 621 nucleotides long. The record is from the annotation of a GenBank genome assembly. NCBI's taxonomy places the organism in Eukaryota, Viridiplantae, Streptophyta, Zygnematophyceae, Desmidiales, Closteriaceae.